UUAAAAUUGAGUAACCACCCUAACUCAUCCCGAAGGCCAAAGGGAAAACCAAAUCCUCAAAGCAAGGAUCUUUCGUUGUUCCUUCCCCUGAUUUUUGCCGGAUUUCCCUUUUGGUUGUGUUCUUGGCAUUUGACAGACUCUUGUCUGAAACCCAAAAUCUCACGUUUCCUUCUGAUUCUAAAUCCCAUCAAAAGAAAGAUAAAAAGGCAAAACAAAAUCAAGAAAACCAUCAAAGUACCGAACUUUUCCCCUUCUCCAAUACUUGGUCUCUGCUCUGCCGAUUGUGUUCCCUCCAUUUCUCUUUUCCUUUUUCUUCCCUUUCCACUUUCUUUUCUUUUGCCCUCUUUGGUUUCUGGGAAAAUGGGUUAUUCCCUCUGUACAACUACAAACCAAAGCCGCCCAUGCGCGCAUCGAAUAUUAAUCUCCUCCUUCUUGUAAAAGCUGCUACCCCAUUGCUGUCUCUUCUUCUCCUUCUUCUUGUAAAAGCUGCUUGCUUCUCCAGCUGCUCCCAUUUCACUCUCCUUCUCCGCCAUUCAUAAUAGUGUAAUUAUCCGUUACAAAAUCCCCCCUCUAUUGAAAUCUCAUCCUCCCUUUAAUCCCCCACCAUUUGCGUCAUCAUCGUAAUCAUCCUUUCUCUGGCAUUUUCUCUGCUUGCUUCUUCUUUUGUUACGCGAUUCUUCUGUUGCUCUCGAGCGUCCCGAAAAUAGGAACAUUGGCAAUCAAUCAUUUCUUUCUUACCUCCCCUCGUGAGCAGAAGCUUGCAGAAAGUUCCCAUCCUUUCUCCGUUCCUUCCCCUUCCCCUUCCUCUCUCGUCUCGGUUUAGGGCUUCUUUCCCCUCCCCUGCUUUUCCAUCCCUAAUCCCCAAAAUGCUUAUUCCAGGAAAAGCCCUUUGUGAAAUCUCAAAUCUUUUCGUCUCCCCUUUUUCUGUCCGGUCAUUCUGCUUCUAGGGUUUUCUUUUGAUUUUGAUUUCGAUUUCACUUUGGUUCCGAUUCGGGAGUAGAAUCGGCAGCCUUCCGCAGAUGCCCAUUUCCGUUAUCUUCACCGGCGAUUGCGUCUAAAAUAGGAAUCUGAGAUGGGUUGUGUCCACGGGAGGUGCUGCAGCCGUUACCCGACGUCGUCGGACGACGAUUCCAAGGGAUACCGUCAAAUCGGCGCCGGGAAAAGCAAGCACUUGCUCACCCAGAUGUCCCUAGAAACCAUCUCAGUUCCUUCCCGGAACUUCAGGUUACAGUACUCUGUUUUAACUCAGCGAGGCUACUACCCUGACCAGCCGGACAAGGAGAACGAGGAUAGCUUCGUGAUCAAGACACAGCUCCAAGGGAAUCCCGACAUUCAUUUCUUCGGUGUAUUCGACGGCCACGGCCAAUUCGGCGCAAAAUGUUCCAAUUUCGUCAAGAACAGGCUAGUCGAGAUACUAGCAAACGACCCAACCCUCUCCGACGACCCAAUCACGGCUUACAAUUCGGCUUUCGCAGCGACCAACUCCGAGCUUCACAGCAGCGAAAUCGACGACAUGAUGAGUGGCACCACGGCAAUCACAGUACUCGUUGUUGGUGACACGAUAUACGUGGCGAAUGUGGGCGACUCGAGGGCAGUGAUGGCUGUCAAAAGGGGGAACAGGAUUGUGGCAGAGGAUUUGUCUUGUGAUCAGACGCCGUUUAGGGAAGACGAGUGCGAGAGGGUGAAGAAAUGUGGGGCGAGAGUGUUGAGUGUGGACCAAGUGGAAGGGCUCAAGGAUCCUAAUAUACAGUCGUGGGGGGAUGAAGAGAGCGAUGGUGGCGAUCCUCCGAGGUUGUGGGUGCAGGAUGGGAUGUAUCCUGGGACGGCAUUUACGAGGAGUGUUGGAGAUCAUACUGCUGAGCUGAUUGGGGUUAUCGCUGAGCCCGAGGUGUCUGUGGUUCAGCUCACGCAGAAUCAUGUGUUCUUCGUUGUGGCUAGUGAUGGUGUGUUUGAGUUUCUCUCCAGCCAAGUUGUGGUUGAUAUGGCUGCAAGAUAUGGUGAUCCUCGCGAUGCUUGCUCUGUGAUUGCGGGAGAAUCGUACAAACUUUGGCUGGACCAUGAGAACCGUACAGAUGAUAUUACGAUCUUAAUUGUCCAGAUUAAAGACCUGAUUAACCCAGGUAACACUGGUGGAACAGAUGGAACAGCUGUGGCCGAUAAAAGUGUAGCGAGUCCAAGGCAAGGCAAGGGAUCUGUUGAUGUUUCAAUGCGUACAGAGUCAGAAACGUGCCAAACGUUAAGAACUGACUUGUCAGACAAGCAAGGUCCAGCUAGCCGAAGCCAAGUUGUUGUUCCAGAUCCACGUCGGAGGCCCUUUGAACUGGAUGGAGGUUAGUGGUCCUAUGUUAAGAGUAAAGACCUCAAAAGGGCUCUCGUUGUUAUCUGCAUGAUGCUAGUUGUCCCAUGGAGGAUUCCUAGAUUUCAGGGUCUCAUCCUCACUGAUGUUGACGACAUACUGCUACCAAGUGCUAACCAACACAGCAGCUUUAGGAUAAUAUGGAGGACGAGACGGGCAAGCCAUAACCUUAGACCAGAAGCACAGCGGCAGCAGCUUGUCCGGGCGUAAGGGGCCGGGAGACUUCUUUGUAGUACAAACCUUUUGGAUUGCUGUGAAAUUAUAACAUUUUCGGAGCUCAACUUGUAAAAAACUCAACCCUGGUUAGAAUUCAGUGUAAUUAGCCUAUGAUUCAAUGUUGUAUCCUGUAACUCCUGCUGUAUAAUGCCCACCAUUUCAUCCAUCAAUGAUGCUGGAAAAUUUGCAGAACGGCUCUAGAAUAAUGCUACUCUUCUGUC
This is a messenger RNA of Linum trigynum, 2793 nucleotides long. NCBI's taxonomy places the organism in Eukaryota, Viridiplantae, Streptophyta, Magnoliopsida, Malpighiales, Linaceae. The record is from the annotation of a GenBank genome assembly.